UAGUUUAGAUGCACACAUUGAAUGAAAGUCAGGCGGCUGUGGCCACAGUGACUGACAAUAUCUGCACCGUCAGGUCGUAGCGCGGUUCAGAGCCGACAGCUGACCACUCACACUGUACCGGCGGGGAUAAGCUUACACGCUGGCACAAGCUCGGCUGAAGAGAUUGGUGAAAGGGGAAGAAGGACCGGGCUGUGUGCGUGCGUGUGUGUGAGUGUGAGUGAGUGAGUGAGGCAAUGCAGCGGGUCACUGCUCAGCUCGUCGCCGGGCUGGUCGCAGCGGUGCUGUCGCUGUGUUGGGCGGACGGCGGGGGCACCAGCCUCGCCGAACGCGUCAUCUGGGCUGUAAAUUCCGGAGGCGAAACACACGUAGACGUGCACGGGAUUCACUUCAAAAAGGACCCUUUAGAAGGGAAAGUUGGCAAAGCCUCCGAUUAUGGAGUGCGUCUGCCAAUUCUGCGCUCCAGUCCAGAAGACCAGAUCCUGUAUCAGACGGAGCGCUACAAUGAGGACACCUUUGGUUAUGAUGUUCCCAUUCGCGAGGAAGGAGACUAUAUACUGGUUAUCAAGUUUGCAGAAGUAUAUUUUGCCCAGUCGCAGCAAAAGGUGUUUGACGUUCGUCUCAACGGCCAUGUGGUGGUGAAGGAUCUAGAUAUCUUCGACAGAGUGGGUCACAGUACGGCUCAUGAUGAGAUCGUGCCUUUCUCUAUUCGCCGUGGCAAGCUGAGUGUUCAAGGAGAGGUGUCCACUUUCAACGGCAAACUCACUGUGGAGUUUGUGAAGGGUUACUAUGACAACCCAAAGGUCUGUGCACUCUAUGUAAUGAAGGGGACGCUAGAAGAUGUACCAAAACUUCAGCCUCAUCCUGGCUUAGAAAAACCAGAGGAAGGGGAGGAGGAAGAAGAGGAGGAGAGCGAAGGCGGCGAGGAAGGUGGGAAGAAAAAGAUCCCACCGGGUUCUAAGUACAGGGUCCAGUCGGGCCCGCGAACACCAAACCCAUACGCGGCUGACAACAGCAGCCUAAUGUUUCCCAUCCUCGUGGCGUUCGGGGUGUUCAUUCCCACACUGUUCUGCCUCUGUCGGCUCUGAGCUACGUCUUAGCUGUCGAGGAGACGCCGGAGGACGGGGACAGACG
Solea solea (common sole) is the source of this 1131-nucleotide messenger RNA. It is a transcript of the gene mlec, whose product is annotated as malectin. NCBI's taxonomy places the organism in Eukaryota, Metazoa, Chordata, Actinopteri, Pleuronectiformes, Soleidae. The record is from RefSeq and is a predicted model, not a curated record. Bases 234 to 1085 code for a protein of 283 amino acids. Gene Ontology annotation, cellular component: membrane. The transcript has 6 exons. Gene Ontology annotation, molecular function: carbohydrate binding.